AUGAUCCAUUGCGGUGGGACAGUCCUUGAUGCUCCAGUCGCUAUUGAUAAGGAAAGAAAUGAGGUACCUAUGACACCUGAACGUGCCAUCAAGAAGAAAGAACUUAAUGAAUCGCCCGAUGGUGAAGUGAUAUGUGCAGUCGUUGUCAUGACAGCUCAAGAGGGAAUAGCAUGUGUCUCACCGGAACAGUCAAAGAAAGUUGUUUUUCUUUUUUCAAAAGACCGUGCCAUUGUUCAGCAAUUUUUCGAAGAUUUGGUAGACAAAUGUCGCGAACGUGGAUUGCAAGUGGCUUCCGAACCUCUUCGGGUGUACCACAACAUUGCUAUUGAUGAUUUUGAGAAGUGCAUCAAGGGCGUAACUACACACUUUUCCAAGCUACAACCUGAUGAUGGUGAUCGUAACAUGGAAAAAAUCCUUCUUGUGAUCGUUAUAAACGAUCGUACUUACUUCGGAAAUAAAUAUGCGAGUGGUCUGAGUUCUUACGGAUUUAUUAAAUCAAUCUGUGACAACAAUUAUGGUAUUGCUAGCCAAGUUGUUGACGCUUCCACUGUUAUUAAGGCGACAUCGGCACCAACGAAGUACGACGACUAGACAGUUUACUACAAUAUUGCGUUGAAGAUUAAUGCGAAGUUAGGUGGGAUUAACCAGGCAGUCAUUUUCGACGACGAUUCGAGAUCCGCUGAAUUUCCAGAAAAGGAUGCCGUCAUGUACGUAGGAAUCGAUGUUACGCAUCCAACCAACAAGGAGGAUUAUGACAUCUCUAUCGCUUGCAUGGUUGCCAAUAUUGACUUGGCUGCUACGCGGAAAGACUCACAGUGCAGAUUCAGUGUUGGCAGCGUCCGUGAGCCUAAUUUAGAGUGGAGCGAUAUUGCAGUUAUUCCUUGA
Messenger RNA from Angiostrongylus costaricensis, 885 nucleotides. Lineage: Eukaryota; Metazoa; Nematoda; Chromadorea; Rhabditida; Metastrongylidae. The record is from the annotation of a GenBank genome assembly.